Messenger RNA from Styela clava, 2045 nucleotides. Lineage: Eukaryota; Metazoa; Chordata; Ascidiacea; Stolidobranchia; Styelidae. The record is from RefSeq and is a predicted model, not a curated record.
CAAAAUUGUGUGAAGUAUUCUAUAUUCUCUUAUUGAGUUCGGCGAUUUAUGGUUUCGAAGUUGCAAAAGAAGAUAUCAUCGUCAACGGAGCCUCUUACCCAGAAACCUCGAAGAAUAAUAUCCUACUAGAAGACGACAAUGCUACAAUCAUCAACAGUACUAAAGUUCCCUCAAUUAAUACUGAAACUACACCACAAGCGACGCCAUCAACUUACGUGCAAACGGCAAGAACUGGUGUUCAGAAUACUUCAGCUAUAAAGACGCAAAAAGCUGGUUACAAUGUCACCAUUACUCCAAAACAAACAGCAAUGUCAGUAUUUGAAAACCACACUGGCCAUGCAACAUUAAACUUUACAAUGACGACACAAAGAACAAUGCUUGCCGACAAUUCAACCAUCUUCAACGAUGUCACAAAAACUGCGCCGCCUGUCGCGGUACCGGUAGCUACGAGUGUACGAAACACAAAGGCCAAAAAAGGUCGUAAAAAUCCUAAAGCAAGAAGAAAACAAAAAAGUCCCAAACUGACACCCACAAAGCUCAUGGUUAAAGGGCAAAAAAAAUAGCACAAAGUCGGGAAAAAAAUAUUUCAAAACCUAACAAAAGCAAAUCGGUUCGUAAAGGAGCGGCAACAUGUCCUCAAACUUGCCUCGGAUUCAAAACUUUCCAGAGAAACAUGAACGUAAAAUUGACUGCAAUGUCAGAUCGUCUGUCGAAUGUAUUAAAAGAAAAUCAAGAUAUGAAAGGACUUCUCAAAGAACUCAAAACUGGCAACGAUCAAUUGAAAGAGUCUCAAACGGCAAUGGAACUGAAGAUGACUAUAAUUCUUGAAUCGCUUGAAAAAUUAGUCUCUGGAAAAGAAAAUAGACCAGAAUGGACACCGUGGACAAAAUGGGGAGAAUGUAGCGCCACUUGUGGCGAAGGUACAAGCGUGCGGACGAGAAAGUGCAAAGGAGAAAAGAGAGAUUUCUGCAAAGGAAAAACUAAAGAAACUAGGACGUGCCAAACUGGAAUGGAAUGCGGAGAGAAUAGAUUUCCUUGCGACGUACAAUAUGACGGAUCAUGCUUCCAUCUCUAUAAAGCAAAACGAAAAUCAUACAGAGACAUUCAUUCAGUAGAUUGCCAAAUGGGGAAAGGACAUUUGGCUAAUAUAUACAGUCCCGAACAUUUUGAACUGCUGAAGGAAUUAGCCUCGAAUCAAAGCGUUAUUGGAAAAUAUAUAUGGACAGGGAUGACCUUUGACAUCAGGAACCGGCAAAUUUUCCAACAAGACGGUUCACGAGCGAACUAUUUGAGGUGGAUGCAUCAGUUCGGACCAAAGAAGCAAAAACUGGCAACGGGUAUUGUGCUCCAUUUCGACCCCCAUGAGAAGUUUAGGAAGGAAAACAACUUCCAUGUACAAAAUGGGAUAAAAAAUGAAGACCCGUCGAUCAAAUUACAAUAUUCAAUCUGUGAAUUUCUAGACAAAGAUGAGUUUGAAGGGUCUGCGGUGGAUUUGUAAGGGUCUAACCCUGACGGGGGCAAACUACGGCCCGCGGGACAAAUCCGGCCCGUUGGUUGAUUCAAUCUGGCCCGCCUGAUGCUGCCACAGCCAAACUAAAACCAAAUUUUGAUAUUUUAGCUGAAAAAAUAGCUCAAGGAAUUUAUGGAGAUAGCGAUUAAAUUUAGUUUUGGUACAAAGUUUAUUGUUUUCCCCAUUUGCUUUUGUACCACUGUAAAUAUUGUUCAUAAAAUGUCACUUACAUGGCCCGACAGUCCAGGCGAGCGAAAUUUUAUGGCCCCAAGUCCAAAAACCUUGCUUGGUGUAACUUCUUGAACUAGAGCAAGGGUGUGCAACAUUUUUAGUCGGUGGGCCAUAUAACCAACAUCAGACAUCUAACUGGGCCACACGAAAAGCCGUGAAUGUGACUAUCGCUCACCCUCACAUUAAUGAAGCCACCGGAUAAAACGACGAAAGAUUGAACGCAGCGAAAAAAAGAAAAAAAACAUUAUGUAUUUUUACCUUGACUUUUUAAACAUACAACUAUUGGAUUAGUUUUGAAUGAAUA